AUGUCAGCCAUCAUGGACGUCCGCUCGACGCUGGGGGCCGUCUUCAUAGGCUGUCUCUUCUCUGUCGCGUAUGUCGAGCCACCUCCUGUCUUUCUCCUGGCUCCUCCUGACCCUGCUUCCUCCUCUCGAAAAAGCCUUUCGGCUGUCCUCGGCAUCCAGACGUUCAUGUUCUUUCGUAUGUACCCUCAUGAUCUGCCACGAAUCAAGUUGAUGGUCAUCGCCGUUUGGGCCCUCGAUGCGGUCCAUACCUCUCUCAUGUGUAUAUCUGCCUGGCACUAUCUCGUUCUGAAUUUUGGAGAUGCGAACAUUGUGGAUAACAUACCCAUCACACUAGCAUGCACAGUUGCGUUCACGGCAAUCAUCACGUUCAUUGUUCAUCUGUUUUUUGCACACAGGGUAUUGCGUUUGAGCAAGGGAAAUUGGGUUCUGACCACACCUCUGAUUGUCCUCACUUUUAUGCGACUCGUCGCCGCACUUGUCAGUACGGUUGAAAUGUCAAGGCUUCAGAGUUUCCACAAUUUCACAGAUAAAGUCGGCUGGGUAUUUACGCUCGGCCUAUCCAUAUCAUCCGCCCUCGACAUCUUGAUUGCAAGCUCGUUGUGCUUUUACCUGCAUGCCAAUCGCACAGGCUUCGGAAGCAUGGAUCAGGUGAUCGAUGUGAUCAUGCUAUACACAUUAAACAACGGAGCCCUUACUUGCAUAACGACUGUGAUUUCGAUGAUUUGUUGGCUCACGAUGUCCGAUAACCUCAUCUGGCUUGGUCUCCACUUCGCCAUCAGCAAGUUGUAUGCCAACUCUCUCCUCACGACACUCAACACUCGCCGAUCGCUUCGCGGGCGGACAGAGCCAUCAGACAGCGACCAUCCGCUGCCUGUCCUUUUCCCUAGUUCAUUCAGCCGUCGUUCACGGGUGAAUGAUCGGUUCAGGACGACAGAACAAGGAGAGGGAGCAGGGGCGACAAAGCUUCAAAUCAGUGUUGAGAAGACCGUUCAGUUUGAUGUGUCCGAGCCCGAACUAGAACACGGAGCGGACGGCCAGCCUUCGGAUGCGCAUUCACAUCCACAUUGACUGCCUUCAUUAUUGACAGUGAAAAUGACACUUCGACUAUAGAUAUUUUCUGCGGUCCCGUGCUUUAUCUUUUGGGAUCUUGGGCGUGAAUAGUGUAUACGGUGUACUUAAUAUGGCAGAUGGUGCGGAACGAUGCACGAUAUCAUUUAUC
This is a messenger RNA of Heterobasidion irregulare TC 32-1, 1219 nucleotides long. RefSeq lists its product as uncharacterized. The coding region runs from base 1 to 1068 and encodes 355 amino acids. The record is from RefSeq and is a predicted model, not a curated record. The transcript is spliced from 20 exons. NCBI's taxonomy places the organism in Eukaryota, Fungi, Basidiomycota, Agaricomycetes, Russulales, Bondarzewiaceae.